This is a messenger RNA of Zychaea mexicana, 1107 nucleotides long. RefSeq lists its product as uncharacterized. Gene Ontology annotation, cellular component: mitochondrial outer membrane. Gene Ontology annotation, biological process: cyclic threonylcarbamoyladenosine biosynthetic process. Bases 1 to 1107 code for a protein of 368 amino acids. The record is from RefSeq and is a predicted model, not a curated record. Gene Ontology annotation, molecular function: tRNA threonylcarbamoyladenosine dehydratase activity; ubiquitin-like modifier activating enzyme activity. Lineage: Eukaryota; Fungi; Mucoromycota; Mucoromycetes; Mucorales; Lichtheimiaceae. The transcript is spliced from 7 exons.
AUGACCGGAUCGUUUGACGAAACGCUCAUUGACGAACAAUUGGCGCGUAAUAUUGCAUUUCUCGGCAAAGAAGGUGUUCAGCGCGUACGUCAAGCGUUUGUCAUUGUCGUCGGUGUAGGCAGUGUUGGUUCAUGGGUCGCGCUCAUGCUGUUACGAUCCGGUGUACAACACUUACGUUUGAUUGACCCGAAACGUCUUAACCGUCGCAAUAUGGCAUAUCAUGCAGUUGCCAAUUUGGAAGAUGUGGGGAUGGCUAAAGUCCAAGUGCUUCGCAAGCAUUUCCGGGAAAUCGCGCCGUUUUCCAAGGUCGAGUGCUGUACCGAACGUCUCUUGCCUACAAACAUGGAUACUUUGCUAGGAGGUCAACCUGCUUAUGUGGUAGAUACCAUGGAUAAUGUGGAUGAAAAGUUGGCAUUGGCACAGUAUUGUCACGAGCAUAACAUCAAGUUAAUUACAUCGAUGAGUGCUGGUGCAAAGGCCGAUCCUACUCGGAUACAAAUUUCUGAUGUUAGCGAUACAUUCGAGGAUCCAUUGGCUCGUGUUUACCGAAGAAGAUUAAAGAUGCUUAAAAUCGACCGUGGUAUUCCUGUUGCAUUAAGCGUUGAAAAGCCAUUACGACCAGAUACUGAAGAAUCCGUUUCCGAUUUCCGCUCACGGAACUUACCUAUUCUUGGUCCUAUUCCCAGCAUGUUUGGCAUGUCCAUAGCUACAUACAUUAUCCUCCAACUUGCGGAAUUUACUGCACUUCCUCCGCCAUCUAACAAGUUAAAGGAUACUCUCUUUGGACGUAUUCUCUAUGACGUAUCUGAUCGAGAACGAAAAACAUACAAAAACCAACAUGCACCUUUUGAUAUCCACGAUAUUGUAUAUAUUUUUGAAGAGUUGUGGAAUGGCAAAAGUCCUCAAGAUCGACUGACACUCGCACGAUGGGACAGAAGCAAGCCAAUGUCGUCAUUGAAUGCCGUGUGCAUGAGUCGAGACGAGGCACGGGCACAUGAUGCUUUACCACCGGAUACAGACCUGCGGAAGCAUUAUGGAGAUGAUGUGGUGGAUUAUGUAAAUAAGCAAUUUCAACAAGAACAAGAGUUUCAAAAGUUUUGGAAUUGA